AUGUAUAAUAGCACCUUUUCGAGGAAUCCUUGGGGAGAGUCUGAUCCAUCGACGACGACAUUGGAAGAGCUAAGAAAGUCGAUACGAGAACAAAAAGUGCUUUUAGCUGCUACAACAGGAAGGAACGAAGACGAGGUGGACGCUUUCGAUGAUUAUUGCGACGAAUACUCAAGUAUUGAAGACUUGAAGCGACGCAUCACAUCAGUGUCCAAGGAACUACACGAGAAACAGCAGGCAUUAGCCAACAGAGGCCGUACGUCGACGCAAAGUCCUGCUCAGUGGUGGGCACGUUACCAGCUCAAUCUGCGUCAAAUGGAAGACUUAGCUGAUCAGCGACAUACAUUACUCAAGGAGAUCGGCUAUCUAAACAGUGGCGUGAGGAGCUUGGAAAAGGAAUUGAACCAGGAAUCAGAAAAGCUGAAGCAAUGUCGACUGAAAGCGGCUCGUGUCAAGAAGGCAGCAUUUGCUACUACUGGUAGUAGCGCCGAUUUGGAUACCACUGGCAUGACUGAAACUGAACGAAUUCGAGCUAAAGCACAAGCCAUGGUAGCAGCACGACUGAACAAAAGCGCAAGCACAUCGGCAACAUCAUCCACUACAACAUCGCCCUCACUGCUAUCAACAGAAGAUCAGGAUGCUCAAUUGACAGCGCAUGUGAAUCGCCUAAUAGAUGAUUUCAAGGGCAUUCAAAGAGAAGUGGAGUCCAUCAUGGAGACAGACAUGAAAAAGGUUGACCAGGACCUUCAUUCAGGCACCAAGGAGUUGAAGGAUAGACAGAUGUUUGAGCAGGGCUUGUAUGUGGACGAUUAUGUUGCUCGCUUCAUAGACCAGUUGGACAGAACGUAUACUACAGCAUCAGCGUCAUCCAUAUAUGGAGCAUCUGCACCACCAGGGAUUUCUACACCACCUCUACCUCCUAUCAAAAACACCACUACUCCCUACUAUUCCCAAGCACCACCACCACCCAUCCCCACCUCUCAGCGACCUGGUACACCACGAUCAGCUGCCGAUAUCAAAGCAGAAGCUUACAAGCGAAUCGAAGAGCGUAGAAAACUGUUUGUAAAAAAUACAACAGAUCGGCAUGGGGCGACACCUGCUUCAUUCGACGUGAAGGCUGCAGAAGAUACCAAAAUUAGUGAAGAAGAAAAGGCAGCGCAAGAAAGGAUGCGACAAGCUGAAACCGAUGCCAGAGCUCGUUUGGAAGCCAUGCGAGAAAAGAGAGAUACAUUGCGCCGAGAAGCAGCUGAGGCAGAGGAGAAGAAACGAAAGGCAGCAGCCGAAGCAAGUGCAGCCGCUGAAGCCGAGAUGCUUGCUGAGAAAAAGCGCAAACAACUGGAAGAAGAGGAACGCUUGGCCAAAAUCAAGAAGGCACAAGACGCGCUAGCCGAGAAACAACGACUCGAGCGUGAAGCAGAAGUGGAGAGACUUCGGUUGGAGAGAGAAGAAAGACAACAAAAAGAGGCUAAAGAGAGAAAGAAACGAGAGGAAGAAGAACGAAUUGCAGAAGAAGUUCGCCAAAAGAAAGCUCGGCAAGCUGCAGAGCAGGCUGCCCGAGAAAAGAGAUUGCGUCGUCUUGAAAUUGAGCGUCGAGAGAAAGAAAUUGAAGCGGCCAGACAGGAAGAGAUCAAUAGACGAAAGCAAUGGGAAGAAGCUGAACUUCAGAAGCGCUUGGAAGAAGAAAGACGUAUCAAAGAAAAGGAGGAAGAAGCUGCUAGAGCGCGACAACGUUUGGAAGAGGAGGAAGCUAGACUAGAAGAGCAGAGACGUUUGGAAGAAGAGGAGAGACAGCGUGUGCAAAUGGAGCUUCAGUUGCAAAAGAAGAGAGAAGAAGAGCAAUUGUUGGAAGAAAAGAGGUUGGAAGAGCAAAGGAUCUAUCAGGCAGAACAACAACUCAAGGAGGAGAAGCGACAAGAGGAGGAGAGAAAGCAGCGACAGCAUGACCAAGAAUUGGCUACUGCCAUGACUGCUGCUGAAGAAGCCGAACGAGCUGCUGCUACUGCCAAGGCAGCUUACACAUCCAAUUACUCUGCAUCACCCACCAAUGCCUCGUUUUCCCAUCUCAAUAGCACAACUGCAGGAACCAGUGGCUACGGUGUGGAUGUGGAAGACGAAGUCAAUUUCAGCAUUAUUUACCGAGUCAAGACAUUGUAUGAAUACCAAGGCAUGCGAGAAGAUGAUCUGUCCUUUUCUGCCAAUGAGACUUUAAAAGCACAUCCGUCCAAGGACAAGGGCAGUGAUUGGUGGUAUGGCACAUCAUUAGCGACAAAUGCAGUUGGAUUCUUUCCCCGUACCUAUGUCGAAGUGGUUGAAGAAGCAUUUCGUGUUAAGACACUGUACGAGUUUACCAAGAAUCGCUCUGAUGACUUGGGCUUUUACGAGAAUGAAGUGAUUGUAGUUCAGCCUUUCCAAGAUGAGAACAGCGACUGGUGGUAUGGGACCAACGAGGAUACAGAGGAGAGCGGUUACUUUCCCAAAACUUAUGUAGAGAAGAUCGAUUCUGCCUCUAACCACGACCUUCCAUCGAUAUGCACCGCUGCCGCACCCAUCUCUAUUCCCGGCAAAUCGACUGCCAAUGUAUAUACCUCUGGAAACAACUAUUUGACAGUAUCAGACAGCCAUCUACCUCGAGGGCUAUCUGCGCCCAACACACCCAUAAUGAAAAAGACCAAUCUCGGUGUCAAUAAGCAAGAGCUGACCAAGCGACGUAGAGCAGCAAGUUCCGUGAGCACAGCCAACAACAGCCACAUUGGCACACCUCAAUUGCUGUUUCCUCACUCUGGAAACAUGUCUGAGAAUUUGGAAUUGCUGACUUGGGCUAGCACCAUGGAUGACAUUGAAUUGAACGCUAUACCCAUGGAGGAGCGCAAGCGCCAGGAAGCCAUCUUUGAGCUUAUUGCCACCGAGAGAAGCUAUCUCAGUGAUCUUCAGAUGAUUAUCAAUGUCUUCUAUACAGACUCUGGAAAGUACCUCUCACAAGACGAGCGUGAUGUUGUUUUUUCAAAUAUUGACGAUUUGCUGAUCUGCAAUACGGCGCUUUUGAGUGAUAUGGAGACACGACAAAGAGGGCAGGCAAAUGUAGUUGAUAAGAUUGGUGAUGUCUUUUUAAAGCAUGCGGAUAGUUUGCAAUGUUAUUCCACUUACUGUAGAAACCAGUCUUAUGCUACCAAGUUUUUGCAGAAAAAGAGGGAGGAUGAUCAAUGGUUUGAAGUAUUCUUGAAGACUGCUCAAACAAGAUCUGAAUGCCGUUCGCUGGAUCUUUCUCACUUUUUGCUGGAGCCUGUACAGCGCAUCACAAGAUACCCCCUCCUUCUUCGCCAGAUCUUGAACUGUACGCCUAAAAAGCACCCUGAUUAUGCCCUUGUGAGAUCUGCAUUGUCUAUUGCUCAGCGAGUGUUGGAGGAUGUGAAUGAAGAAACCAGACGCUUUGAGAACAUCCAGAAAAUGUCUGAAUUGUCUAGAAUCAUCGACAUGGAAGCAACCGGUCGACUAAACAUCACUGGCCGUGAAUUCAUCUUGGACGGCGCUCUUUUCAAAGCCAAGAGUGGGCGAAAGCUACAUGGCUUUUUAUUCAACGAUAUCCUCUUGUUAGCAGAGCCAUUGAAAGCGCUCAGUCCUAAAGGGUACCUGUAUACCUUGUAUCGUGAGCCAAUGCCCAUCGAGAGUGUCAGUGUUCGUCAGCAAACAACGAUGACUUUAAAACCAUCAUUUGGCAAUAAUUCGGCAGAUGACUUAUCCUUUCAAAUUGUGUCGGGUAACCAAGUGAUUGCUGUCAAAACUUCAACAGCUACUCAGAAGCGUCAAUGGAUGAGUCAAAUACAACAUUACAGUGCGCUGCAGCAGUACAAUUAA
Mucor velutinosus is the source of this 3849-nucleotide messenger RNA. RefSeq lists its product as uncharacterized. Gene Ontology annotation, biological process: intracellular signal transduction; positive regulation of Rho protein signal transduction. The coding region runs from base 1 to 3849 and encodes 1282 amino acids. The transcript is spliced from 11 exons. Gene Ontology annotation, molecular function: guanyl-nucleotide exchange factor activity; protein binding. NCBI's taxonomy places the organism in Eukaryota, Fungi, Mucoromycota, Mucoromycetes, Mucorales, Mucoraceae. The record is from RefSeq and is a predicted model, not a curated record.